AUGGAAUUGGGACUUUUGAAAGUUGAAAGAUUGAGAGACGGCUUGAUAUGCUUUGCUGUCUUCCUUUUCGCGAAAUGGCUUCUGGGGUCCACGGCUCGGAAGUCGAAGCUUCCGCUGCCUCCUUCGCCUCCGGGUCUUCCGAUGAUCGGCCAUCUCCUGAUGUUCCGCCGAGACUUUCGCGAAGUGUUCCGAGGACUGAAGGAAAAAUACGGCAGCGUCUUCUCGAUCUGUGUAGGGCCCCAGACGAUUGUGGUGAUGUGCGAGAUUGAUGUAGUGAAAGAAGCUUUAGUAUCUCAAGCCGAGGCAUUCUCAGACCGGCAUAUGCCUCCUUUGCUCAAACACGGUCUUGGCUCCGCCGGUAGUUUUGCGUUUGAUAACGGGCCUGUGUGGAAGGCCCGCCGCCGCUUUGGCCUGAGUGCGAUGAGGACUUUCGGUGUUGGAAAGUACAGCAUGGAACAACGGAUCGUAGAAGAGGCGAAAAUGCUUUGUGAGACCAUCGAGAAUAACCAAGAAACCAGUUUCAAUCCCAAAGGACUUAUCACCCACUCAGUAUCCAGCAUCAUCUGUGGCAUAACUUUUGGACAAAGGUUUGAUUUGAAUGAUCCAGAAUUCAACGACUUGAUCUCGAGAACUCACAGUGCGCUGUCAACCAUCUCGUUUUUCUCCUUGGGCCACCUUUUCCCUUUUCUCCUCGAGACGCCCCUAUACUCCGAAUUCCGAAAUCUCAUCUCCUCCCUCAAAACCUUGGUAGCAGACAUGGUCGAUGAACACGGAAAGACCCUCGAUGACCAGCAUAUCCGGGAUAUCAUAGAUCUCUACAUCUUGGAAAUUCGAGAGCAGAAAAAACGUGGAGAUGAGAUUGUGUUCGAUGAGACAACGGUGUGGCGUGGGAUCUUUGACAUGAUUUCGGCGGGUACGGGGACCACGAGUACUACUUUGCUGUGGGGAAUUCUUUUGAUGGCAGCACAUCCAGAUGCCAUGGAGCAGGUUCAAAACGAGAUCGAUCGCGUUAUCGGAGAUCAUCGCCCACCGUCGAUGUCGGACAGAGAAGAUUUGCCGCUCACGAUGGCCACGAUCAUGGAAGUCCAGAGAUUCCGUCCGGUGUCACCUCUUGGCUUUCCCAGAUUCACCAACAAGGAUGCCGAAGUCCAGGGGUACUCCAUUCCCAAAGGAACAGCUGCUAUCGUGAAUAUUUGGGAGCUCAUGCACAGUACGAAGUAUUGGGAGGAGCCUGACAAGUUCAAACCUUCACGAUUUCUGAGCGAUGAUGGAAGAAGCAUCAUCAAGCCGGAUGCAUUCAUUCCAUUUGGAAUAGGGAGUCGUGUGUGCUUGGGAGAGAUAUUGGCCAAGAUGGACGUCUUCUUGACCUUCACUUUUCUCCUUCAAAGAUUCACCUUUCGCUUGCCUGAGGAUUCCCCGACAAACAGUGAGGGCAUACCUGGUAUUUCAUUCAGACCGCAUGAUUUUCUGAUCAGGGCAGAGAAAAGAGUGUGAAUGUCAUUUUCUUCACUGAUUUCUUCUUCAUUCCUUCAUAAUUGUCUAUAUAUCUCUUGCCCUCUCUCUCCCUCUCUCUCUCUCUCUCUCUCGCUCUCUCUCUCUCUCUCUCUCAUUCAAUAUCUUAUACUUUCUCUGAAUAUUACUCCCUUUCUAUAUCCCUAUCCUCCUUUUGCUUUUAUUUGUUCUUUCCAUCACGUGUUUUGUGAAUGAUGUAACCAUAUGGUCACAUGUCAUUUUACGUACAGGAUAGUAAUCUAUAUUUUAACAUAGAAAUAAGAAAUUUACUCAAAAUGUGUAUAUAGAUAAUGCAGAUGUAUGUAAAAAUAAUUAUCCACCAGUUAAUACAUGAAAUGAAAUAAUAAAAGCAUGAAUCAAUACAUAAUACCUUUAUAGUUUCCUUUAUGUAUAUAUAUGUAUAUAUGAUGUAAGCAUGAUCCAUCAAUGAGGAAGAAUAAAGACAAAAUAUGAAAUUUCUAAAGAAGCACAAAUAUCAAUUUACUUGGUGGUUACUUGCUAGAUACAUAUGGAAUAAUUGACUAGUUUGCAAUGAAAGGCAGCUUCUUUCAAGAUCUAUUGAGUGCUUCUCAAGUCCACAAUGUUUGGACCGACAUGGAAUUUUAAAUCGUUAUCCAAUAAUCCAUUAAGCUAGGCUAAGUAAGGUUCAUGCUUCAAGAAGAUCGCGUAUAGGCUUUAAUCCAUCUACCGGUACUUUGAAAUUAAUGGGACGGAUUACAUUCGUUAUUACAAGGGUUGUAUAAAAACAUAUAUGCACAAAUUAUAUUAAGGGUUCAUUCAUGACUAUAAAGGGCACA
Molecule: messenger RNA, 2309 nt
Organism: Strongylocentrotus purpuratus (purple sea urchin)
Lineage: Eukaryota; Metazoa; Echinodermata; Echinoidea; Camarodonta; Strongylocentrotidae
Product: cytochrome P450 2U1-like
Exons: 6
Coding region: 1-1494 (497 amino acids)
Biological process (GO): xenobiotic metabolic process
Cellular component (GO): cytoplasm; intracellular membrane-bounded organelle
Molecular function (GO): iron ion binding; oxidoreductase activity, acting on paired donors, with incorporation or reduction of molecular oxygen, reduced flavin or flavoprotein as one donor, and incorporation of one atom of oxygen; heme binding
Source: RefSeq, a predicted model, not a curated record